AUGAAUUUGGACGGCAAAAAGACGAACAUUUACGGAAGGAUCAAUACGCAGCCGUUGGAGAGAUGUCGAGUCAACUUUUGCACGGACAUGGAAAAAUCUGUGCUAAUGAGCAACUUCGAACGACGCGGCUGGAACCAGGUGGGUCCGGACGACGAAUGGAACUUCUACUGGUCCUCAACUCAAACUUGUAGAAACUUAUUCAGCGUGGAAAGCGGCUACCGAAUGAACGAUAACCAAAUAAUCAAUCAUUUCCCCAAUCACUACGAACUUUCGAGAAAGGAUUUGUUAGUAAAGAAUAUUAAGAGGUACCGCAAAGAAUUGGAGAGGGAGGGGAACCCUUUGGGAGAGAAAGCUGAGGUGGUCCUACCGGGUGGACAAUUAGUGACAAGGUACGUUCAUCUAGACUUUAUACCUGUGACCUUCGUCCUCCCUGCUGAUUACAACAUGUUCGUCGAGGAGUACAGGAAAUCACCACAGAGCACUUGGAUCAUGAAACCCUGUGGGAAAUCACAGGGAACCGGAAUCUUUUUAAUAAACAAACUAUCGAAGCUGAAAAAGUGGUCCCGCGAGGCAAAAGCGCCGUUCCACCCGCAGUUGAGCAAGGAGAGCUACGUUAUAUCUCGCUACAUAGACAAUCCCCUGCUAAUAGGCGGCAAGAAAUUCGAUCUGAGAUUGUACGUGCUAGUUACGUCCUUCCGCCCGCUAAAGGCUUACCUCUUUCAGCUCGGCUUCUGUAGAUUCUGCACGGUGAAAUAUGACACGAGUGUGACGGAAUUGGACAACAUGUACGUUCACCUCACUAAUGUGAGUGUGCAGAAGCACGGCGGAGAUUACAACAGCAUUCACGGCGGGAAAAUGAGCGUCGAAAAUUUGAGGUUAUUUUUGGAGGGAACGCGCGGGAGAAGCGUCACUGAGAAGCUCUUUGCAGCUAUACAAUGGCUGAUUGUGCACUCUUUAAAGGCGGUUUCCUCGGUUAUGGCCAACGACAGACACUGCUUCGAAUGCUACGGGUAUGAUAUAAUAAUCGAUAACCAAUUAAAACCCUGGCUGAUCGAGGUGAACGCUUCCCCGUCACUGACUUCGACCACCGUUAACGACCGAAUCAUGAAAUAUAAAUUGAUUGACAAUAUUUUGUCGGUGGUUUUGCCCCCUGAGGGGACGCCGGAUGUGCGUUGGAGCAAGAUCCCGAGUCAGGACGCCCUCGGUAAUUUCGAUUUGCUCAUAGACGAGGAGCUAGUAGAAAAAGAGGAGGCUUCAAUCGCGCGGGCAUCGAAGCAUGGGAAAAGCAAGAAUUCGUGA
Aricia agestis (brown argus) is the source of this 1299-nucleotide messenger RNA. Its product is annotated as probable tubulin polyglutamylase TTLL1. Gene Ontology annotation, molecular function: tubulin-glutamic acid ligase activity; metal ion binding; ATP binding. The transcript has a single exon. The record is from RefSeq and is a predicted model, not a curated record. Lineage: Eukaryota; Metazoa; Arthropoda; Insecta; Lepidoptera; Lycaenidae. Gene Ontology annotation, cellular component: cilium. The coding region runs from base 1 to 1299 and encodes 432 amino acids. Gene Ontology annotation, biological process: microtubule cytoskeleton organization; protein polyglutamylation.